This is a messenger RNA of Solanum verrucosum, 1116 nucleotides long. RefSeq lists its product as uncharacterized. The transcript is spliced from 6 exons. The record is from RefSeq and is a predicted model, not a curated record. The annotation marks the transcript as partial. NCBI's taxonomy places the organism in Eukaryota, Viridiplantae, Streptophyta, Magnoliopsida, Solanales, Solanaceae. Gene Ontology annotation, biological process: protein dephosphorylation. Gene Ontology annotation, molecular function: protein tyrosine/serine/threonine phosphatase activity.
GUAAGGCCCAAAAUCUUAUCACAGCAGAGUUUGUUGUUGGGAAAACAAAGAAUAGCCACAGCCCACACUCACUCCUCUGUCUCAGCCGUAAACUUGGCAUAUCUUUCUCCGGCGAAUUCCUCGACGAUCUUUGUUUCUCCCCAAAAACAGGGCUGUUAAGGAAUCUGCUUGUGGAAUAUGCCGUAUCUGGUUCGUGAUCAUCUGUUUAUUGGCAACAUAGGCGAUGCAGCGGAGGUUCUUCAGCAUGGUAGUGAUGAAAUUACACAUAUCUUGUCCGUCCUUAGCUCAGCUUCAAUCUCCUUUUUCUCAGAAUGGCGUUCUGGGAUUUCGAUACCAACCAAGGAGAUCCGGAAGGAAUAUGUUGGGUAUUCGGGAAAUGCAGAUGCUAUAACUGAUGAGACUAAGAGCUCAUCAACACCUAAGAAGCUCCUGUACUUGCUUGAGAAUGCAGGGAAAGAUUUGAAGUUUAUAAGGAUGGCUGUGCCCUUGAGAGACAUGGAGAAUGAGAAUUUGCUGGAUUCUUUAGAUGUUUGUUUGGAUUUUAUCGAAGAAAGUAGAAAAGAGGGGUCUGUAUUGGUGCAUUGCUUUGCUGGUGUAUCAAGAAGUGCAGCCAUCAUUGCAGCUUACCUGAUGAAAACUGAACAACUAUCUCAAGAAGAUGCGAUUGAAUCUCUACGUCAAAGCUGUGAAUUUGUCUGCCCAAAUGAUGGUUUUCUAGAUCAGUUGAAAAUGUUUGAACAGAUGGGUUUCAAAGUAGAUCAUGCAAGCAGCGUUUACAAACGCUUCCACCUUAAAGUCCUAGGUGAUUGUUAUAAUCGUGGAGAAAGAAUAGACACCUCUAAAUUUGGGGCUGAUCCAGGCUUCGCAGCAGAAAAUAUUUCCUCAGAUGUGGAUGUAUCCUUGUCUAAGGAAACAACUCCUGCUCGAACUUACCGCUGCAAGAAAUGCCGGAGAGUUGUAGCACUGCAGGGGAAUGUUGUGGAUCAUGUUCCAGGAGAGGGCGAGAUGGCAUUUGAGUGGCAUAAAAGGAAAAGUGGCAAUCCUUUUAACAAACCUGAUGAGGAGUGUUCAUCUGUCUUUGUUGAGCCUUUAAAAUGGAUGAGGACAGGUACAGCA